AUGGCUGAAGCCGCGCCAAGGGCAGCAGGCCCGUCCGUCGGCCUGACCUUCAUAUCGACCGGCACCGUCCGCAUCCGGCAGUCGAUGAAGGGCCAGCCUAUCACCACAAAGACUGUCAUCCUGCGACGUCUAACGUCCUUGAUGGACCGCCAGUGGACGGAGGAGCUCCCCAUUGGCGUCUUCAUUGUCUCGCACCCCGACGGGCCGAUCCUGUUUGAUACCGGCGACUCGCCGCUCUGGGGCACGCCUGGCUACCUGCCGGCGUGGAGCCCGACCAAGUUCUUCAGCCAUGUCACCAUAGGGCCCGACGACGGCAUUCUUUCGCAGCUGCGGGCACAUGACGUCGAUCCGACGACCCUGCAGGCUAUCGUGCUGAGCCAUCUACACGGCGAUCAUGCCGGAGGGCUCAAAGACUUGGCCGCGGCCGCACCAAACGUGCCGGUCUUUGUGAGCGGCGAGCACUGGGAGGCAUUCGGAAAGCACCCGCUGCGCGCCAAGAUUGAAGGCUGCACGCCACAGCACUGGCCUGUAGGCUUCGACCCUAAGAUCCUGCCGUUUGCUGAUGGGCCCGUUGGGCCGUGGAAACAGUCACACAAGGUGACGGCUGAUGGAAAGGUCGUUGUCAUCCACACCCCCGGCCAUGUGCCCGGCCACAUCUCGAUGAUUGUCUAUGGCCAGGAGGGGGAUUCGUCGACGACAUACUUCUUACCUGGUGACGCGACGUACGGCAUCGAUCUGUUGGACAGGGAGGAGCCCGACGGCAUCAACGACGAUCCUGUGACGGCGCUGCAGAGCCUGAAGCUGAUCAAGGAGUUUGCUGGCCAGACGGAUGUCGUCGUCUUACCAAGCCAUGACCCGGAGACGCCGAGGUUGUUGAAAGAGAGGGUGGUGUACAAGCCGAAAGACUCGACAACGUCGACCAAAUGA
Molecule: messenger RNA, 927 nt
Organism: Phaeoacremonium minimum UCRPA7
Lineage: Eukaryota; Fungi; Ascomycota; Sordariomycetes; Togniniales; Togniniaceae
Product: putative beta-lactamase-like protein
Exons: 1
Coding region: 1-927 (308 amino acids)
Source: RefSeq, a predicted model, not a curated record